CCAAAGCUUGUUCAUAUGGAAAACAAAGAAACUCAGUCUCUCUCUCUCCUCCUCUGUCUGUGAAUAGAAUCUCCCCCAUUGUUUUAAUUUCUCUCUUCCUUCAAAGUUUUGCUAUCUUUCUUGAUGGGUUAUAAGAGAGACAAGAUCAUCAUCAAGUACUAGAUGCAUUAAACUGAGAGUUAAACAAACAAAAAAAAAUCAUUGUUUUGAAGUAACUAAAAGGUUUUUGAAAAGACCCUUUUGUAGUGUUGUUUGAUGAUGAAGAGAUUAAGUAGUUCAGAUUCAGUGGGUGGUCUCAUCUCUUUAUGUCCCACUACUUCUACAGAUCAGCAGAGUCCAAGAAGAUACGGGAGAGAAUUUCAGUCGAUGCUUGAAGGCUACGAGGAGGAGGAAGAAGAAGCCAUAACCGAGGAAAGAGCACAAACCGGUCUAGCCGAGAAGAAGAGACGGUUAAGCGUUAACCAAGUAAAAGCCUUGGAGAAGAAUUUCGAGUUGGAGAACAAACUGGAGCCAGAGAGGAAAGUGAAGUUAGCUCAAGAGCUUGGUCUACAACCUCGUCAGGUAGCUGUUUGGUUUCAGAACCGCCGCGCACGGUGGAAGACAAAACAGCUCGAGAAAGAUUACGGUGUUCUCAAAACACAAUACGAUUCUCUCCGCCAUAACUUCGAUUCCCUCCGCCGUGACAACGAUUCUCUUCUUCAAGAGAUCAGUAAACUAAAAGCUAAGCUUAACGGAGAGGAGGAAGAAGAUGAUGAGGAAGAUAACAACUUGGCGACGAUGGAGAGUGAUGCUUCCGUCAAGGAAGAAGAAGUUUCGUUGCCGGAGAAGAUCACAGAACCGCCGUCUUCUCCUCCGGAGCUUCUAGAACAUUCCGACAGCUUCAAUUACCGGAGUUUCACCGACCUCCGUGACCUUCUUCCGUUAAAGGCCGCGGCUUCCUCCGUCGCCGCCGCUGGAUCGUCGGACAGUAGCGAGGGAAGUAGCUCUAACGUUACGGCGGCGGCUCCGGUGACGGUUCCCGGCGGUAGUUUCGUGCAGUUUGUGAAAAUGGAGCAGACGGAGGAUCACGACGACUUUCUGAGUGGAGAAGAAGCGUGCGGUUUUUUCUCCGAUGAACAGCCACCGUCUCUGCACUGGUACUCCACCGUUGAUCAGUGGACUUGAAGCUGUGAGAUUUUGAAUUGGAUUAAAAUGCUCUCUUCUUUUUCUCUGUGGGUUCGCCGGAGAAGAUGGAAAAGAUGGAGGGCGAAAUGGGAAUAAUGGUAAAAUUGUAAGGGUGAAUUGGGAAAAAAAUAAGGAAGGUUAAUUCGAAUGGGCAAUUAGGGUGAAUUUGUAAUUAUGCUUUCUCUGGCGUUUCGUGCACUUCUUGUAAUUAAGGAUUAUGAGAAUCUGAGAAAGGGGUGAAAGGGAGAAAACUAAACAUGGAAUCUUUUAGCUUCAAAA
This is a messenger RNA of Raphanus sativus (radish), 1443 nucleotides long. Its product is annotated as homeobox-leucine zipper protein ATHB-6. The transcript has 3 exons. Gene Ontology annotation, biological process: positive regulation of DNA-templated transcription. Gene Ontology annotation, molecular function: DNA-binding transcription factor activity, RNA polymerase II-specific; sequence-specific DNA binding. Gene Ontology annotation, cellular component: nucleus. The coding region runs from base 256 to 1164 and encodes 302 amino acids. The record is from RefSeq and is a predicted model, not a curated record. Lineage: Eukaryota; Viridiplantae; Streptophyta; Magnoliopsida; Brassicales; Brassicaceae.